CCUAGCCACCUAGCCCUUGUUCUUUGCUUGCUUUCCGCCGCGGGGUUAGAAUGGCUCACCUUUGAUGAGUGCCUCUGUGCCAGACCUUGUUGAAGACCUCUGGGAGUGUUAACAGCAAAGGCACGACUUUAUAAAGUGGGGACCACCUGUCCUGUUACAGAUGAGGAUGAGAAGAUAAGUAAUCACUAAUAAGUUGAAGAACCAGGAUUCAGAUCCAGGACAGGCUGACUCCAGAGCCCCUUCUAGGAUUUUUUUUCUUUCCUCUGGGGUGCUGGGGUUUGAACCCAGGGCCUUGCAUAUGCUAGCACAGGCUCCUCCACUGAGCUCCACUCCCAGCCCUCCAGAGCCCCUUCUGUACUGUCCCUCAGUAACUGUCUGCAGUAGGUAUUCCCAGCCACUUUUGACAACUGCAGAAACAAUUGAGACUGGAAAUAAUUUUUAAGAGUUCAGAUCUUCAAACUUCCACUAAGUGAGUUUGGAGAUUUAUUAAACUUUAUGGUUCUAAGUAAGAGUUCAUUCUUAUUAUCAUCAUUAUAAUAUCCUUUUAGAAGGCAAUUAAAUUUUGGGGAAAGAAGCCAGAAUUCAUUUAGAUACUGUCCUCUUCCUGAUUAAAAGAAUGGCUAAGGUUAUCGAGGAACUUCAUCAAAGCUGCAGUUUGCCUCAAAAGCAAAACGAGAACUUAGGUCUCAUGACAGUUUUGUUGGAACAGUUUUCUGCACUCAAGGAUGUUUUGUCACAUGAAAGGUAAGGCCUCUCUCUGGGAACAGUGGCAUUCUCCAAGGGAUUCAUCAUGUAGAAUCUGGACAAAUCCUGGUUUCUUGCAAGAGGGCAUAUUUUCUGGUGUCAAGCAAUUAAUUUGUGUGGUAGAGUCAGGAAGACUUAGGUUGUUGACUGAUUCUUACUAAUUAUGAGCUGUGUAACUACAUAAAAGCUCUCACUUGCCCAGAGACUUCCUUUGUAAAAUGGUGACAAUAUCCUCUACUUUGAUGAUUGUGGAGAUUAAAAGAGAUGAUUCAUAUAUGUAGCAUACCUCAUAAAUCUCUGUUAGUGAAUAGGUGGCUGAGAGAGAGAGGCACGAAGAGGGACUGGCUGUGUUCAACCUGAAAACCUAGAGCAGAGGGGAACCCUAGUUGUAGGCUACAAAUUCCCCUGUGGGUAUCUGGUCUGUGGAGAUGGAGUGGGGAUGGGGGCAAAAGCAAAUGCGGCUGAAGGUAAGGGAAGGUUUCUACGCUGUGAUUCCUAGUGCUACUUGGUCUCUCACAACUCUCUCCUCUUUCAGCUCUGUGCUUGAGGCAAGGCCCUUUUCCAAAUAAAGAGCCAGCAAGAAGUGGAGGUGACAAGAACUGAACUUGUUAAAGCCAUGUGCCCGAGCUUAGUGACUUUCACAGACGUGGCCAUAGACUUCUCCCAGGAGGAGUGGGAGUGGCUGAGCCCUGCUCAGAGGAGCCUGUACAGGAAGGUGAUGCUGGAGACCUACCGGAGCCUGGUCUCCGUGGGUCUCUGCAUUUCUAAACCAGAUGUGGUCCACUUACUGGAGCAGGAGAAGGAGCCCUGGACGAUGCCAGGAGAAGUAGUCAGGGGCCUGUGCCCAGACCUGGAGUGUGUGGGGGUGACCAAGGAAUCAUCUCCACAUCGGGACAUGCACGAGGAAAAAUUAUCCCAGGCUGCAGUAAUGGAAAGACUGACAAGCCGUGACCCUGAGUGUUGUGCACAUUCUGGGGAAGACUGGAAGUGUGGACCCUUGCUGGACAGGGAGCUGGUAGGUCAGGAGACAGUCACUCAUGUGGAUACCCAUGUUGAGAAAAGAGACCGUUCUACCAAAUCCAGAACCCAUUGUCAUCAGAAUACAGUGUCUUACAUAACACAGAUUGUUCCCAGGGGGCAGAGAAGGUGUGAUUUUGAUACAGAUAAGAAAACACAUUCAGUUCCCAAAAAACCCAAGCAAGUCUACGGAGAAAAGAAACUUUUGAAAUGUAACGACUGUGAGAAAAUGUUCAGCAAAGUUUCGACCCUUACUCUUCAUCAGAGAAUCCACACUGGGGAGAGACCCUAUGAGUGUGCCGAGUGUGGGAAGGCCUUCAGCCAGAACGCCCACCUUGCCCAGCACCGGCGAGUCCACACGGGAGAGAGGCCCUUCGAGUGUGCCCAGUGUGGGAAGGCCUUCAGCCAGAACGCUCACCUGGCGCAGCACCGGCGGGUCCACACCGGGGAGAGGCCCUUCCGCUGCCCGCAGUGCGCCAAGGCCUUCGGCCAGCCCGCACACCUGGCGCAGCACCGGAGGGUGCACACGGGGGAGAGGCCCUUCCAGUGUGUGCAGUGCGGGAAGGCCUUCGGCGACCGCUCCUCGCUGGCCCACCACCGCAGGGUCCACUCUGGGAAGAGGCCCUUCGGGUGCGCGGACUGCGGGAAGACCUUCAGGCAGAAGGCCUCCCUGGUGCGGCACCAGCGGUACUACCACAAUGGGGAGAAGCCCUUCCACUGCGCGGACUGCGGGAAGGCCUUCACGGACCAUGCAGGCCUCCUCCAGCACGGGAGGGUCCACACCGGGGAGAGGCCCUACAGGUGCGGCCAGUGUGGGAGGGCCUUCAGCCACAGCUCGUCCCUGACCGUGCACCAGCGGGUCCACACGGGGGAGAAGCCUUACCGGUGCGCCGCCUGCGGGAAGGCCUUCAGCCACCGCGGCUCGCUCACGCUGCACCGGCGAGUCCACACGGGCGAGAAGCCCUACGCGUGCCAGGACUGCGGGAAGGCCUUCCGGCAGAGCACCCACCUUGCCCACCACCGGAGGGUGCACACGGGCGAGAAGCCGUUCGCGUGCCAGGACUGCAGCAAGGCCUUCAGCCAGAACUCACACCUGGCGCAGCACCGGAAGGUGCACACCGGGGAGAGGCCUUUCGCGUGCCGGGCCUGCGGCAAGGCCUUCAGCCAGAUGGCACACCUCGUGCAGCACCAGCGGGUGCACACUGGCAGAAGGCCCCACGAGUGUCCUGAGUGUGGGAAGGCCUUCGGACAGAGGGCAUCCCUGGUCUGUCAUGGAUGCCGUCACACCGGCGAGCAGCCUUUCGAGUGUGGCGUUUGUGGGAAAGCCUUUAGCCAUCGUAAGUCCCUGGCUCUGCAUCAGAGAGUCCAUGCAGAGAGGCUGCAUGACUGUAAGGACCGCAGCAAGGCCUUCAGCCAGGUGGCCCCUCUGACUCGGCAUCAGAGGACCCACACUGGGGAAAGGCCCUUGUGCGCAGCCUGCGGGAAGGCCUUCAGGCAGAGUGCGCAUCCUGCCCACCUUCGGUGUGCGAGCUCCGCAGCCGCCUCCCCAGCCCUUCCCCGCUCCCCGCGCCGGGCCACCAGGUCCCCGGGAGCCGUCCUCCAAGUGCCUCUAGGCUUCCGUUUCCAGUCCGCUACCCAAUUUCAUUUGGACUUCUACAGUGUGGCAUGAUUCCAGCUCAAUCUUUUAAAAUAAAAAUACAUGUUCCUGUUUCUUUUCCAUUUAAAACACUUUAAAAAACA
Marmota flaviventris (yellow-bellied marmot) is the source of this 3501-nucleotide messenger RNA. The record is from RefSeq and is a predicted model, not a curated record. NCBI's taxonomy places the organism in Eukaryota, Metazoa, Chordata, Mammalia, Rodentia, Sciuridae.